This is a messenger RNA of Sinocyclocheilus rhinocerous, 3118 nucleotides long. RefSeq names its product chloride transport protein 6-like. Lineage: Eukaryota; Metazoa; Chordata; Actinopteri; Cypriniformes; Cyprinidae. The record is from RefSeq and is a predicted model, not a curated record. Gene Ontology annotation, biological process: chloride transport; transmembrane transport. The transcript has 22 exons. Gene Ontology annotation, molecular function: voltage-gated chloride channel activity. Bases 26 to 2518 code for a protein of 830 amino acids. Gene Ontology annotation, cellular component: intracellular membrane-bounded organelle; lysosomal membrane.
CAUGUGAUCAGGCGUGCUGCUGAAGAUGAUGGCGUGCUGUGGAGGCUGUUUGUGUUGUCAGUGCUGCUGCAAUGAAGGCGAAACCAGAACACCAGAGGAGCUGACAAUACUGGGUGAAACCAGAGAAGAUGAGGAUGAAAUAUUGCCGAGAAAAGACUAUGAGAGUUUGGAUUAUGACCGGUGCAUUAAUGAGCCAUUCCUGGAGGUUUUGGAGGGGUUGGAUAAUAAGAAAGCUAGAAGGUAUGAAGCGAUAAAGUGGAUUUUGGUUUUUGCGAUUGGAGUGUCAACAGGACUGACUGGCCUGUUUGUUGAUUUCUUCGUGUGGCUCUUCACUCAGCUGAAGUUCAGCUUGGUUGGACAAUCUGUGGAGGAAUGCAGUGAGAAUGGCUGUCUAGCUCUCUCCUUACUGGAGCUGCUGGCUCUCAAUAUGGUGUUCGUAUUCAUCUCCAGCGUUCUGGUGCUCAUUGAGCCUGUUGCAGCUGGGUCUGGUAUCCCAGAAAUUAAAAGUUACCUGAACGGAGUAAAGAUUCCCGGGAUUGUGCGGCUGCGAACCUUCAUAUGUAAGGUCACAGGAGUCCUGUUCGCUGUUGCUGGAGGAUUGUUUGUGGGUAAAGAGGGACCAAUGAUUCACAGUGGAGCGAUAGUAGGAGCAGGACUUCCUCAGUUUCAGAGCAUCACCUUCAAGAAGAUCCGCUUUCACUUUCCCUAUUUCCGCAGUGACAGGGACAAGAGGGAUUUCGUGUCAGCGGGUGCAGCGGCUGGAGUUGCGGCUGCCUUCGGGGCACCUAUAGGGGGCACCCUCUUCAGUCUGGAGGAGGGGUCGUCCUUCUGGAACCAGGCCCUCACAUGGAAAGUGUUGUUCUGCUCCAUGUCUGCCACUUUUACACUCAACUUCUUUCGUUCUGGGAUCAACUUCAAUAAAUGGGGAUCAUUCCAGCUGCCUGGCCUGCUCAACUUUGGAGAGUUUAAGUGUGUAGACGGAGAUAAGACGUGUCAUUUGUGGACGGCAGUAGAUUUGGCGUUUUUUGUGUUGAUGGGGGUGGCAGGUGGUUUGCUCGGCGCUCUCUUCAACUGCAUCAACAAACGCCUCGCAAAGUACCGCAUGAGAAACGUUCACCCCAAAGCAAGAUUCAUCAGGCUGCUGGAGAGUCUGCUGGUGUGUAUGGUGACCACACUCGUGAUCUUCGUAGCGUCAGUGACUCUGGGGGAGUGUCGAGAUUUAGUCUCCACCAAUAACAACACAUCAACACAGGGGUCUGUAAAUGAGGAGGUGAACUCAACCAUACGACGCUUCUUCUGCUACAACAACACAUAUAAUGACAUGGCAACCCUGUUCUUCAACCCUCAAGAGGUGGCAAUCCACCAGCUCUUCCACCAGAACGCUACCUUCAGUCCCGUCACACUCUUGCUGUUCUUUGUGCUGUAUUUUUUUCUGAGCUGUUGGACAUACGGUGUGUCCGUCCCCAGUGGUCUGUUUGUCCCGUCUCUUCUCUGUGGAGCUUCACUUGGGCGCCUAGUGGCCAAUGUCCUCAAGAUUAACUUCCACAUGCAAAUAUAUUCGGGGACCUUUGCCUUGAUUGGAGCAGCUGCCUUUCUAGGAGGUGUGGUCAGAAUGACCAUCAGCCUGACAGUCAUCUUAAUUGAAUCCACCAAUGAGAUCACAUACGGACUUCCCAUUAUGAUAACACUGAUGGUGGCCAAGUGGACAGGAGAUUUCUUUAAUAAGGGAAUAUAUGAUAUUCAUAUUCACCUGAAGGGAGUCCCACUGCUGGAGUGGGAAACAGAGGUCGAGAUGGACAAAUUAACGGCCAGCGACAUCAUGGAGCCCAACCUGACGUAUGUGUAUCCUCACACCCGUAUCCAGUCUCUGGUCAGCAUCCUGAGGACCACCGUCUAUCACGCUUUCCCCGUCGUCACCGAGAACAGAGACAAUGAGAAGGAGUUCAUGAAGGGCAAUAUCCUCAUAAGCAACAAUAUCAGAUUUAAGGUACAACAUGACAUGUAUUGUAGCAGUAUUGAACUACAGCGUUUUGACCACAAGAUGGUACACGUGCCGUACCCAAACCUGUACCCGGACCAGUCUCCCAGUGAGGAGUGGACCCUGGAGGAGAGGUUCCGGCCGCUCACCUUUCACGGGCUCAUCCUGCGCUCUCAGCUCGUCAACCUGCUGAUCCGCGGCGUCUGCUACGCUGAAAACCAGUCGAGCGCCUCACAGCCACGGCUCUCUCAUUCAGAGAUGACUGAGGAUUACCCACGAUUCCCUGACAUCCACGAUCUCGACCUGGCCCUUCUCAAUCCACGCAUGAUUGUGGACGUGACUCCUUACAUGAACCCCUGUCCAUAUACAGUCUCUCCAAAUACAUGUGUCUCCCAAGUAUUCAAUCUGUUCAGGACCAUGGGCCUUCGACACUUACCUGUGGUCAAUGCGGUGGGAGAGAUCGUGGGAAUAAUCACCAGACAUAAUCUUACCCAUGAGUUUUUAGUUGCUAAACUCCGACAGCAUUACAUCACAAUCUAAGACACCGUCUGCGAUCAAGCAGCCAAGCUUGAGUAAUGGCGUCCUCGAGGUGAGAAGAGCCUGAACCCCUGCUUCAGGUCGCACCCUAAAGCCAUUCCUAGUAUCUGUGUGGACUGCUAGAGUUCGGUACCUGACCCGUCCUGACACACACACGCCUCAUGCUAGCACUGAUGCAGGUGAGGUCCCGUUCAUCAGCGCCGCCUGUGCUUUAUCAACCUCACUGUAGCACUUUUCAUUUAGUCUCUGAGUUCUGAAUGUUUUAAUAGUGCUCACCAUUUCUGUGUAUUUCUGAACGUUUGCGUUUGUACAAAGACUGAUGUAAACCACUGACCACAGUCCCUGGCCGAAAGGGUAAAUGUCAUGAAAACGGUCAAGAGCAUGCCUGGGCCAUCACCCUAAAAUCAAAAGGAAGAAAUAUUUUUGUUUCUUUUUGAUUGCAUUUUUAGGACCAUUAAGAUUUUAUGCAUGUCAUUUUUUUUCAUUGCAGUUAAACAUUUUCUCCAAAUUACUGUACUGCCAAAAUAAAUUUAAAUUGUAUUGCCAUAAGUAAUGCUGAUUUAAAUCAAAUCAGUGCAUUACUGUAAUGCAAAUAUUUUAUUU